Plenodomus lingam JN3 is the source of this 3423-nucleotide messenger RNA. NCBI's taxonomy places the organism in Eukaryota, Fungi, Ascomycota, Dothideomycetes, Pleosporales, Leptosphaeriaceae. The record is from RefSeq and is a predicted model, not a curated record.
AUGUCGCCAGACAAGCGCAGGAGCAUUUUUGGGCGCACCUCUCUGACGGCCCUCACGAGCAUCCAGAGCACCAAAGAUGAUUCGCAGCCCUCGAAUCUCUUGCGCAAGCGGCGAACAGCGUCUUUCAUGUCCACGCUGUCCGACGUCUCGCCCUUUGCCGAGGAGAAGUCGUUCGAGAACCAUGCGAUUAUCGAAACGCCUGCGUCGCCCAGGCCAAACAUGUCGCGAGGCAACGUCAAGCGCGCCAGUUCCGUCUUCAGCUCUUUCAAGGGCUAUCUGACGCCAGAAGAUGACGAGCCGCUGUCGGCGACCUCGACGCGAGCCUCCAUGUACCUGGGCGACUACCUGGCCGAAGACGUGCGCGACCGCCAGGUACUCCAACACGGCGAGGUGCAGACCAGCAGCUCCAUGUUCAGGAAGAAGAAGGAAUAUCUGGUGCUCACCGAAAAGCACCUGAUCAGGUUCAAGAGCAGCACCAAGGCUGCAGAGGCUUUUCCCGGCAUUCCUGCGCCCUACAAUCGCAAUAGUACCUACCGACAUAGCCACAGCCCGUCCAUCGGAUCGUCCCAUGAUCUGGCAUCUCUCGCUUCGGAAUCCUCUGGUGACCGACACCAUGGUAUACCCUUGCGCCACAUUGUCGCCGUCUAUCAUCUGGACGAUGGGCGACCACAUUUCGCCAUAGAACUCUUCUAUCUGGACGAAGAGUCAAACCACGCUUCAUCCAUGACGCUUCAGUUUGGAGACCCAGAGGAAAUGUUCGCCUGGCUCCGAACGAUUAGACAAGCAGCGAACCGUUCGCGACUGGCAGAUGCGAACCCCUUGUCUGCUCAUAAUUCGCACAAAGCAGCUCGCGUGGUGGAAGCCGAACGGGACUAUGUGCCGCCUCACUAUGCCAUUUACAAGGUUGUGCUUCGGCCACAGGGCAAGACUACAACCAGGUCUUCAUCUGACGAUCUAGCCAAGAUCUCGGCCUCUGUGUGCUUUCUUGCGAUUGGUGUGCACAAAGUACAUUUGAUUCCCUUGUUCAAGGGAGCUUCGCAGAGAUCGUCGAGUCCAUCGUUGGGCUCACAUCAUGUGCAAUCUUCGCAUGGCAUUUUGACAUUGACCGAAGUCAGGGUUAGUGAGGUCGACGACACCUUCCAGCUGACCUUUCGUAAACCUCUGGAACGACCAAAAGUGCUUCAUUUGGCCUCUCUCGCAUCACGCGAUAUUGCUCUUCGCCUGCGAACUAUGGAGGGACAUCUGAGGCCCGAAUGGGAGUCACGUCCCUUCGAGUACCUUGUACCCGACGACGUACACCAGGAUAUUUCUCGACAAGCGAGUCCACAUCCAAUAGACCAGGACUCGCUGGACCGCACUCUGAUAGGCUACUGCGUAGCCUACGACCUGCAACCUGAGAAUAUCAGCUAUCAGAUCACCUAUCCCAAUGAAGAUGCUCCACGGUUUGAGUUGCUACGGCCAACUGGUCUGCGAAGAAAUCAAUACACCGUUCUUGAGCUACUAGCUGUGAUGCGUUCCUUGCGAUACAACGAAACUUUCGCAUCGAUAUCAUUCAAAGACGUACAUCUUGAUGUUCUAAAUGGGUUGAGAGAUCCAUACGGCGCCGAGCAUCUUUGCUUAAAGACUAAGCGAGGCACAUAUGCUCGGCUAGAUGCUGAAGAGCUGGGGCGUUCGUGCUUGUUGGUGCAAGAAAUCCGCGCUUUGGCACUGAGCAACCGCAAACUACGGAGACUUGAUUUCACAUCUUGUAUUAACAGAAAGCCGGAGGACCACGGUGAUGCAAGGGAUAGCGCAAGAGACAUUGGCUGUGGUAUUGUGGAGGCUCUGUUCCCUCUGUGCAAGUAUCAGACUACAAAUGUCGAUUGGAUCGCGUUGAACAACAUUCAGCUUGGUGACACUGAUCUAGACUAUCUCGUGGCAGCAGCUGUCGAGCGCGCUUGUCACUUGCGCGGUCUAGAGUUGAGCGGCUGCGGGCUUACGGAUCGAGCAUUGUCUUUGAUUCUUGAUGCGCUUCGUGCGCAAGAAACCACCCUAGAAGCCAUUAAUCUGUCAUCGAAUCCCUUCCGCCUCUCCCCAUCCAUCUUCGACUCUCAGAUUGGUGUGUUUGGAUAUCUGACUCGGUUGAACCUCUCCCACGUUGCACGAGCAUCUGCAUUGGAGUCUCUUAUAUCUGUGGAAACGUUCCAGGGCUGGAGAUUACAAGAAUUGAUAUUAAGCGGCACGUCAUUGAAUGCCGCUAUGGUGGACGCAAUUGCAGGAUAUCUGGUUAAUUAUAAACAGUCGGAAGCGCUCCGUGAGCUGCGCUUAGAUCAUUGUUUCCUUACUGGAAAAGAUGUGGCUUAUCUCUUACAUUCAAUGACAGAGACUCCAGGCAAGGCGCGCGAGCUCCACCUCGAUGUCAGCGAAAACAACUUUGAGCAGGAUCUUGGUAUGAUGACAAAAGCCAUCUCAAGUGGCCUUGCGCCAUCAAGUUUCACGAUUCGGUUACUGGAAUUUGAGGAAGAAGCAGACUUCCGCAAGAUGAUUCUUGCACUCGCUGAGAACAAUACAAUCAGACAAUUAGACAUCUCAAGGGCAUCGCUGCCAUGCGAUGCCUCUGAGGAGACGUGCCAGGCACUGGAAAAGAUGUUCGCCCAGAAUAAGAGCCUUGAGUGGUUGGACAUCUCAGGCGAAGACUCACGUCUAGAGACUACGAAGCUGGGCGUGGGAGUGAACCGGGCACUACGAGGCUUGCAACAGAACACGACAUUGCGCGCUUUGUAUAUCAGAUGCAAGUACUACCUGUCUACGCUUGCCGAUGUUCUCAAAGUCAACAAAACUCUACAGUACCUGUACUGCGAAAACAACGGUAUCGCAUUAAGUGGUUACACCGAUCUCAUCAACGCGCUUCACCGAAAUACCACGUUGUUGUACCUGCCCACCAUGGAGGAAGCUCGGCAGAUGGCGCUAAAGCAAACAGAAGACCAGGUCAAGCAAAUGCGCGACGAAGUCUCCGUCCAUCACCCCGGAAAAAGCGACUCUGUCCGCAGCCGGCUGGCCAACAAAGUCGGCAGCCGCAUCACAAAAACCCAAGCCCACGCCUGCGGCCUCUCCGACCAAGACAUCAAAGCCGCGCUCGGGCUCGUGGACGAAAGCUGGGCCCGGCAGGAAUACAGACUGCAGCAAUAUCUGCAGCGCAAUUACAACAUCUCACAGGGCAUACCCACCACCCUCGACGUCGAUGAAGAGGACUUUGAACGCCCGGAUACGGCGACGAGCCUGUCGGGCAUUAUUGAGCGGGUUAAGAUUGAGACGACGCCGACGGUGGAGAGGGAUGCCCAGUUGGGGGCUGCGACGCCGGAUACGGAUUACGACGUCACUCCGCUGGAGAAGGAGUUGGAGAUGUCGUUUAAGACGAAGGGCAUGGGAUUUCCGUUUCCUUGA